Molecule: messenger RNA, 3681 nt
Organism: Catharus ustulatus (Swainson's thrush)
Lineage: Eukaryota; Metazoa; Chordata; Aves; Passeriformes; Turdidae
Gene: RNF40
Product: ring finger protein 40
Exons: 21
Coding region: 57-2786 (909 amino acids)
Cellular component (GO): HULC complex; nucleus
Molecular function (GO): ubiquitin protein ligase activity; metal ion binding
Source: RefSeq, a predicted model, not a curated record
UGCGCGGUUCCUCCGCGCCGCCAGGGGGCGCUGACGGCGGCUCCGGCUCCGGUACCAUGGCCGGGGUCGGGGCCAAGCGAGGACCCCCCGAGGCCGGGGGGGGCCCCCCCGAGAAGAGACCCCCGAGGGAGGAGCAGCCCCCGACCACCCUGAUCGAGCCCCUGCGCCUGGGGGGCAUCUCAUCCACGGAGGAGAUGGAUGUCAAGGUGCUGCAGUUCCGGAACAAGAAGCUGGCCGAGCGCCUGGAGCAGCGCCAGGUGUGCGAGGACGAGCUCCGCGAGAGGAUCGAGAAGCUGGAGAAGCGCCAGGCCACCGACGACGCCACCCUGCACCUGGUGAACAGAUUCUGGGCACAGCUGGACUCGGAGGUCCAGGCCCUGCUGCGCCGCUGUGACGGGGACGGGGCCGGGGGAGGGGCCGGGGGUGGGGGAGGGGCGGCCCCGCCCCCCCCCGGGGACCCCCCCGGGGACCCCCCCGAGCCCCCCCUGAACCCCCCCGGGGACGGAGACAGGAGAGAGCCCUGGGGGGGUCCCGAGGAGGGCGUGGCCGCCGCCCCUCCCCCGCCCCGGCUCAGCUUCGCCCCCGAGGCCGUGGCCAGGCUGGGGGGGGCCCUGGGCAGGGUCCAGAGGGGAAUUCACCAGGUGGGGGCGCACCUGAGCAACACAGCGGAGCUGUCGGAGGCCGGGCGGGAGCUGCUGCGCGAGCGGCUCCGGGAGCAUCGGCGGCUGCAGGAGCUGACCCAGAACCUGCACGAGAAACACCAGAGGGAGGCGCUCGAGCUGGCCGAGCUGCAGGACAAGGCCAUCUCGGCAGAGACGAAGGUUCUGGAGAUGGGGACGACGCUGGAGGGGCUGCAGUGGGACAGUGCCAAGCUAAGGAAACGGGAGGGGCGGCUGGACAGACACCUGGCUGAGGCCCUGGAACAGCUGACCUCGGGCUCGUACGGCUCCGGCAGCUCCGGGGGGUUCCAGGGCGGCCAAAUCACCCUGAGCAUGCAGAAGUUUGAGAUGCUGAACGCGGAGCUGGAGGGGAACCAGGAGCUGGCCAAUUCCCGCAUGGCCGAGCUGGAGAAGCUGCAGCUGGAGCUGCAGGCGGCCGUCAGGGGACAGGAGAGACUCAAGGUGGCGCUGCGCUCUCUGCCCGAGGAGGCGGUGAAGGAGGCUCUGGAGUACAAGGUGCUGCAGUCCCAGUUCUCGCUGCUCUACCACGAGAGCCUGCAGGUGAAGACGCAGCUGGACGAGGCCCGGGCGCUGCUGCUGGCCACCAAGAACAGCCACCUGCGCCACAUCGAGCACAUGGAGAGCGACGAGCUGGGGGUGCAGAAGCGGCUGCGCACCGAGGUGAUCCAGCUGGAGGACACGCUGGCCCAGGUGCGCAAGGAGUACGAGAUGCUGCGCAUCGAGUUCGAGCAGAACCUGGCGGCCAACGAGCAGGCGGGCCCCAUUAACCGCGAGAUGCGUCACCUGAUCAGUUCCCUGCAGAACCACAACCACCAGCUCAAGGGGGACGUGCAGCGCUACAAGCGCAAACUGCGCGAGGUGCAGGCCGAGAUCGGCAAGCUCCGCCUCCAGGCCAGCGGCGCCCCUCCCCCACCCAGCCCCGCCCCUCCCCCGCCCGAGCCGCCCCCGGCCCCGCCCCCUCCCAGGCCCCGCCCACCCGGGGGGAGGGGCGAGGGGCGGGAGCGGCCCAAGGGGGCGGGGCCAGAGGAGGGGAAGAAGAAAGACUCGGAGGUGCUGAAACAGCUGAGGGCGGAGCUCAAGAAAGCCCAGGAGAACCAGAAGGAGAUGAAGCUGCUGCUGGACAUGUACAAAUCGGCGCCCAAGGAGCAGCGGGACAAGGUGACGCUGAUGGCGGCCGAGAGGAAGAGCAAGGCCGAGCUGGAGGAGCUGCGGGUGCGCUGGCGGGAGCUGGAGGAGCGCGAGCGCCGCGAGUCCAAGAAGCUGGCGGACGAGGAGGCGCUGAGGCGGCUGCGGAUGAGCGAGGAGCAGAUCGAGCACCUGCAGAGACGGCUGGCGGCGACAAAACAGGAGGAGGAGGCGCUGCUGUCGGAGAUGGACGUGACGGGCCAGGCCUUCGAGGACAUGCAGGAGCAGAACCUGCGGCUGCUGCAGCAGCUGCGCGAGAAGGACGACGCCAACUUCAAACUGAUGUCGGAGCGCAUCAAGGCCAACCAGAUCCACAAGCUGCUGCGCGAGGAGAAGGACGAGCUGGCCGAGCAGGUGCUGGCCCUCAAGGCACAGGUGGAGGCGCAGCUGCAGGUGGUGCAGAAGCUGGAGGAGAAGGAGCGGGGGCUGCAGAGCGCCCUGGGCGCCGUGGAGAAGGAGCUGAGCCUGAGAACGCAGGCGCUGGAGCUGCACAAGAGAAAGGCCGUAGAAGCCGCCCAGCUGGCCGAGGAUUUACGUGCCCAAGGUGAGCACGUGCAGGCGCGGCUCCGAGAGCUCCAGGUGUGCGCGGCCGAGAACCGAGCAGCCAAGGACAAGGAGUCGCUGAGCCUCAAACGCGCCCAGGAGGAGCUGUCGCGGCUGCGCCGGAAGCUGGAGAAGCAGCGCAAGGUCGAGGUUUACGCCGACGCCGACCAGAUCCUGCAGGAGGAGAUCAAGGAGUACAGGGCCCGCCUGACGUGCCCGUGCUGCAACGCGCGCAAGAAGGACGCAGUGCUGACCAAGUGCUUCCACGUCUUCUGCUUCGAGUGCGUCAAGAGCCGCUACGACACGCGGCAGCGCAAGUGCCCCAAGUGCAACGCGGCCUUCGGCGCGCACGACUUCCACCGCGUCUACAUCAGCUGAGGGCCUCGGUCACCUGCUGGUCACUCGUGGUCAUCGUCCGCGGUCACUCGUGGUCAUCCGGGCUCGGUCGUGGCGGUCGUUGGUGUUGGGGUGGUUGGGUGUGGUCAUUUAUGGUGGCCAUUGGUCACUUGGGGGCGUCUCUGAGCGUGUGUUGAUGGCCAGUGGUGGGCAGUGACCACAGGUGGUCAGUCUAUGUCCAUGCUGUGGUGACCAAUGACCACUUGUGGUCACUCUAUGUCCAUCCCUUGGUGACCAGUGACCACCUGUAGUGACCAGUGACCACCUGUGGUCACUCUAUGUCCAUGCUGUGGUGACCAAUGACCACUUGUGGUCACUCUAUGUCCAUCCCUUGGUGACCAGUGACCACCUGUAGUGACCAGUGACCACCUGUGGUCACUCUAUGUCCAUUCUUUAGUGACCAGUGACUACCUGUGGUCACUCUAUGUGCCGUGGUGACCAAUGACCACCUAUAAUGACCACUGAUCACCUGUGGUCACUCUAUGCCCAUCCCAUGGUGACCACUGACCACCUAUAGUGACCAAUGACCACCUACAGUGACCUGUGACCACCUGUGGUCACUCUGUGUCCAUCCCUUGGUGACCACUGACCACCUGUGGUCAUUCUACAUCCAUCCGUUGGUCAUCAGUGACCACUCCAUGAUGGACACUGACCACCUAUAGUGACCACUGACCAUCUGUUGUCACUCUAUGUCCACCUGUAGUGACCAAUGACCACCCGUGAUCACUCUAUGUCCAUCCCAUGGUGACCACUGACCACCUGUGGUCACUCUAUUUCCAUCCCUUGGUCAUCAGUGACCAUCCCAUGGUGACCAAUGACCACCUAUAGUGACCAAUGACCACCUGUGGUCAUUCUGUGCCCACCUUGUAGUGACCAA